Molecule: messenger RNA, 3489 nt
Organism: Phymastichus coffea
Lineage: Eukaryota; Metazoa; Arthropoda; Insecta; Hymenoptera; Eulophidae
Product: DENN domain-containing protein 10-like
Exons: 9
Coding region: 136-2157 (673 amino acids)
Biological process (GO): regulation of early endosome to late endosome transport; proteolysis; protein transport
Cellular component (GO): late endosome
Molecular function (GO): guanyl-nucleotide exchange factor activity; small GTPase binding; cysteine-type endopeptidase activity
Source: RefSeq, a predicted model, not a curated record
CCUGACGUUAACAUAACCUUAAAAUCAACAAAACAAACUAAACUUAGUUCAUUCCAAAAUAAUGUAUCUGAAAGUAUUUAAUUUUUCAUAAUUUUAUGAAAAAUUAUAUUUUUAUUCAGUAAAAAAUAAAUAAUCAUGGCUCCUCUCACAGAUUUAGUAUUGUGUAGUAUAUUAGAAAGAGAUUGUAAUAACGAUAAUUUAUGGACAUGGAGUUAUCCAUAUAUGAUUGAAGAUGAAAAACCAUUAAUAUUAAGAAAAUAUAGUUAUCUAUCAGAGCAUAAUAAUACUCAUUCAUUUGCUUUUUCUAAACAUGGACAAUAUUGGUUUUAUAUUUAUAAUAAUGAUGCUUCAGAUACUGGAAAACUUUGCCGGGUAAAACAAUUUGCUAUCAUACUCUAUACCAAGGACUAUUAUCCUCAGAAGUAUGAAAUACUUUGUAAACUUUUUAGUAAAACUUAUAAUAAAAAUGGCAAUCCUGUUGACAUAUUGAAACUCUAUCUGAGUUCAUACACUAAAGGGUCAUUUGUGACAGAAGAUAAUGAGUCCUUUGCAACAGAUGAUUUUGAUGCCUUAUCUUUUGGUGCAAAUACAAAUGUUAAGGGAUUGAUAAAAGUUUUUGAAUUGGAAACAAUUUUAAUCUAUACAGCACUUUUGCUCAAAAAACGUAUUGUUGUUUAUCAUCACAGUUUAGAACAAUUAUUCAAAUGGAUCAAAACCUUCCCAGCUUUAAUGAAACAUCGAAAAAUAACUGAUCAUUUGUUUCCUUGGGUAGAUUUAAUACAAGAUGAAAUUCUUGAAUUAAAGAAACAUUCAUUUUAUGUAGCAGGUUGUAAAGAUGGUUUAAUAUCUUCAAGACCGGAAUUAUAUGAUCUCUUGGUAAAUCUUCCAGCGAGAGAAAUUAUUGUACCCAAUCAUACAAAAGAAAGUUUUAUAAUGACUAAAACGCACAAAGAAAUUGCAAUGUUUAUGGUCCAGCUGUGUGAAAAUCAAUCGUUAACAGAGAUGCAAGUUAUAUCUGAAAUUGCAGACAAAACUCAAGAUUUGUUAAAUCAAUUAACAACUUUGGCUACUGUAGAAAUUUCUAAAGGAGAAAAGAAGGUUCCUGUUCAAUCAAUCAGAGAGAAAAAUCUUACUCCAGCAAUUGAAAACUUUUUGAUUAAUCUUGCUGUUGUUGAAAACUUAUUGAUAAUUUACUCGCUUAGGUUCAUUGUUCGACGUUCAAAAGAAAAGGGUUCUUUACGAAAGAUUUUGCGAAUAUUUCAAGGUAUCGCGGAUCAACAUACCAGCUUGCGAGAAAUCAACACAAUGGGGGACAUUGAUGUUGCUGACGCAUUUGGCUGUAGCAGGAACAGCGUUGCACCAAUGAAUCAAAUUCGCUCAGCUCCAACUGAACGCUAUGCUACUCAUUACAACAUGAACCAUGGCAAGCGUGGUCUAGCAAUAAUAUUCAAUCAUGAAUUUUUCAAUAUCAGUCAUUUGAAACCACGUCAUGGUACAAAUGUUGAUUGCGAAAACCUUGCCAAUACCCUCAGAGUUCUAGGAUUUGAAGUUAAUGAUUUUCACAAUUCAAAUCACAAGGAUAUUGCCAAGUAUUUGGAAACAGUAGCAGAGAUGGACCACUCUCAACAUGAUUGUCUUAUUGUCGCUGUACUAAGUCAUGGAGAACUUGGACUAUUGUAUGCCCAUGAUACUCCAUACAAAGCUGAAGCAAUCUGGUCAUACUUUACAUCAGACAAAUGUCCAUCUCUUGCCGGUAAACCGAAACUCUUCUUCAUACAAGCUUGCCAAGGUGAUAAACUUGAUAGUGGUAUCACCAUGAAAGAGCGAACCGAGACUGAUGGCCAACCCACUGUUACAUUCCGCAUUCCAUCACACGCUGACUUUUUGAUUGCAUACUCUACAAUACCAGGCUUUUAUUCUUGGAGGAAUACAACUCGUGGUUCAUGGUUCAUGCAAGCCCUAUGUAUUGAGCUUCGAGAGAACGGUACUCGUUAUGAUUUAUUAACUUUACUUACAUUUGUUUGCCAACGUGUUGCUAUAGAUUUUGAAUCAAACACACCUGAUAAUAUUACUAUGCAUCAACAAAAACAGAUACCUUGCAUCACUUCGAUGUUGACCCGUCUUGUUAAAUUUCCUCCAGUUAGUAAUGGAGCAUAAUUACUAUAUAGGUAGGACAUUCAAACUUCAAAAUAUUUACUUGAUUGGUAAACUAUAGCACUUAAAUAUUAAUACUACAAUAUGAAAAUAUUACGUUUAUUCAAAAAUUCAUCUUUCUUCAUUCGUAUAUAAAUAUUCUGUGAUAUUGAUGAAUCACUUUUCAAAAUUAUAAACUGUUAUAAUAUUAACAAUGCCAUAAUGCAAUAUUACGUCAUUGAAAAACAGAAUAACUCCAUCCACUCUUGAAUGUGAUGAAUUUGAAAUUUUUAUUUAUAUUUGUUUGAGUAAUCAAGUAUUAUAAAUAAUUUUGCAAAAACUUGUGAUAAUGUCAGUGGAAUUUUUUUAGACAAGUAUAUUGAAAUAUUGUGCUAUAGUGAUUAUUUAUUGAGAAGUUGAAUUGGUUCAAGCCAAAUUAUAAAAACAGAGAGUAAUCAAUGUGUUACCAUUGCUAUGGUAGUUGAAAAAAUAUGCCACUACUACCCUUUGUAUUAUAACUAAUUAUAUGUGAAAAUGAAAUUAAGUCAUUUGGGUUGCAAUGCUUGAGUACUUGUCAAUCAUUUAUCAUUAUGCAUUUAAUUAAAUGAAAAAAAUGUAAAUGUAAGAGAUCUUUGCAUUUAUAUGCUUGCAAUUGAUUAAUUUUCAACAGUGUUUUUGUAUUGUACUUUUUCAUAAGGCUAAUUUUUAUUACAAAAGAAUUUAAUUUUUUAUACAAGAUUUAUCAUUUUACUAUGUAGCAUUUUGUACCAUUACUCAAUUUUGUUAACAAAAAUUGUAUUUGGCAUGCAAUAUUCAAACUUUAACAUGUUGAGAACAUAUUGAAAGCAGCCUUUAUAAUACAUAGCUGUAUGGGUUGUAUUUGGUUUAUUGUACACAUUUAAAUUACCAACAAAGAUAGAUUAAGCAUUUAUCUUUGUUGAUGUUACAUACAGCGUGUUAUGUAAUAUUAUUGUGAAACUUGCAGGUACAAUGAAUUCAGAUAUUGUGAUAUAAGCAUUUUUAAACAUUUUUUCAUGUACACAAAUCGUGUCUAUGUCAAAUCAUGACGUAAUUACUAAGAAUGCUAUUGUGCCUAAAAAAACUUUUUUAUUUGAUUGAUGUCAAAUACUCCUAGCCACAUAAGAACAAAAACAUGGUCUUUCACUCUUUGUAGCAUUUUUGACUUUUAUAUGUAUUGUGUAGGUAUAAAAAGUUCAAACUCGAAAUAUGUCGAAUAUAUAUAUUCUAAAUAAUAAUAUAAUCUAUUCUAUUCUAUAUAUGCAUUUAUAUAUACAUACACACACAAAAUUAUUUGUACUAAAAAUCGAGACAAAUAAAUUUAAUAAAUUCAGUAAA